This is a messenger RNA of Lepisosteus oculatus (spotted gar), 2691 nucleotides long. RefSeq names its product PDZ domain containing 1 (gene pdzk1). The record is from RefSeq and is a predicted model, not a curated record. Gene Ontology annotation, cellular component: apical plasma membrane. NCBI's taxonomy places the organism in Eukaryota, Metazoa, Chordata, Actinopteri, Semionotiformes, Lepisosteidae. Gene Ontology annotation, molecular function: signaling receptor binding; protein-membrane adaptor activity. Gene Ontology annotation, biological process: protein localization to plasma membrane.
AGUCCAGCGAUGAGGAGAUAACACCUGAAGGAAAGAAAGGGAAGACUCCCUUUGGAUUGUACCUCCACAGCGACAGAGAUGGCCUCUUUUCAGCCACGAGUCAUCAAACUUACCAAGAGUGAAGGCCAGACCUUCGGCUUCUUCCUGCGUGUGGAGUACGAAAAGGAAGGGCAUCUCAUCCGCAACAUUGAAAAGGGAGGUCCCGCUGAACAGGCAGGACUGAAAGAUGGGGACCGAGUCCUGAGAGUCAAUGGGACCUUUGUGGAUGAUAUGGAACACUCAAGGGUAGUGGAGUUAAUUAAAGAAAGUGGGCUAUGUGUCACAUUUCAUGUCCUGGAUGAGGUCUCCUAUGACAAUGCAAAAAUCAGCAAUAUAAGCCUGUCUGAGACAGAGCUGUCCAAGCCAUCAAAACCUCCAAUGAUGAAUGGGGUGGCAGCGUCAUCUCUGAAACCCAAACUGUGCUUUCUGGUGAAGACAAAUGAUGGUUUUGGAUUUUCCUUGAAAUCUACUAAAGGGUAUCAAGGGAUGUUCAUGACAGAUGUGAAUCCUUCCGGAGCUGCAGAAAAAGCUGGCAUCAAAAACAAUGAUCGUCUCAUCGAACUUAAUGGUGAAAAUAUAGAGAGCUGCACUCAUGAUCAGAUUGCUACCAAGGUGAAGGACUCUGGCAACACUGUCAUGUUCUUGCUUGUGGAUGAAGAGACAGACAGAUAUUAUAAAAACAACAAGAAACUGAAGCUGGGAGCAAGUCUGGCAACUGUAAAACAUCUUCCACAUAAACCACGUAUCACUGAACUGACCCCAGGUCCUGACGGCUAUGGUUAUUACCUAAGGACUGGGAAAAAUCAAUCAGGCCACUUUAUUAAAGAUAUAGAUCCAGGAAGCCCAGCAGAAAAAGGCGGUCUGAAAGAACUGGAUCGAUUGGUGGCUGUAAAUGGAGAACCUGUAGGUUCCUUAGAGCACGAAGAAGUAGUGGAGAAGAUAAGACUUUGUGGAAUGAAGUGUACUAUGAUGGUUAUGGAUGAAGAAACACACAGAAUGUAUAUUAUGGGAGGGGUUUCUCCUAUGCAGUACUGGGAGGAAGUAAAGGAUUCCUACAGUUAUGCUCCAGCACCUGUCCCAGCCAUUCCCCAACAGGCAGAGGAGUCAGCAUCUGUACCAGCCAUUCCUGUGGAGAAUCCCACACCAGAAGCACCUUUAGCCAUUCAAGAGCGGGAAGACUACAAACCUAAACUCUGCAAACUGGAGAAGAGCCCUACUGGGUUUGGUUUCCACUUAAAUGCAAUCCGAGGAGUACCAGGACAGUUCUUCAAGGAGGUGGUGGAGGGAGGGCCUGCCGACAGAGCUGGCCUGAAGGAUGAUGAUGUUUUGAUUGAGGUGAAUGGAGUGAAUAUUGAGAACAGUAACCACAAUGAGGUGGUGGAGAUGAUCAGGAAUAGUGGCAACAAUCUGGAAGUGCUAGUGGCUGAGAAAGAAGCAUACGACUACUUCAGAGCCAAACAGAUUCCCAUCACUACUCUCCUGCUGGGGAUAUCAAUGAUAGAGGCAGCUCAUGACCAGCCUAAGCCAGAAGAGUCCCAAGAAGAAGAAAAAGAAAGGGAAGAUGAAACGUGUAAAAGGCCAGAUACUCCACCCAGUCAGGCAGAGACCAGAGAUCGGUCCUGCUCAUCUUCGUCAUCGUCAUCAUCUAGUGAAGAUGAAAAGUUUUGAAGACGACAGAUUUCUGCUGUUUCAGAUUUGGCUGUUUAGAAGUGGGAUUUCAUCAGUUUUGAACAGCAUUCUGGAUGUCAAUAGAACAUUAUGCAAACAAAGUUAAUAAUUUUUAAAAUUAUUGUAUAGUAAAGAGCAGAGCUCAGAAAUAAUAAUAAAAAAGGCAUCCAUAAUAUAUAACUCGUAAUGUUUAGUAUUUUAUUUUGAUAUCAUUAGUGGUAAUAUUUUAAAAAUACUCCAGAUAUCUGUGUUGCCAUAUACUGUAAUUUUUAGAUUACAGCCCAAGAGCUCCACUGAAAUGUUUUCCAUAUUUCAGGUUCAGUAUUUUCUCACCUGUAUCUGCAUAUACUGGACACACCAAUAAAGUCAACCUACAUGUAAAGAAGACAGUAAACACAGAACACAGACCCCCCUCCCCCCAGAAAAAAAAAAGAUUAUACAUCAAGCACAUUUCAACACUUACUUAAAAUAUAUUAGUUCAGUAGUCUGGUUAAAUUCUAAUCAAGAGAUAGAGAUCUCCUUCUGAAGAAAAAAUAGUGUUGAGUAUUAGAGACCUGUUCUGACUUAAUGCCAAAACAUUGUUAGGCCCUUAUACUGUACCUCUCUAUGUCACUAUAUCCAAACAAACACAAAUUAAAUACUUUGGGAAGAUUUCUACAUGACUCACCCAACAAUUGGAAGAUGAUUUGGUAGCAGAAUAGAGCAUAACUGUGCAAUCCUAUAAAACUUUCCUUGCAACUUACAUCUUCUUACGUCUACUUAUGUAAGUCUUUGCAAUAACUGUAGUGACUAGAAUUUUAUUGCCUUAGCGUUUUCCAGAGAGAAAUGAUUGAAGACAAUGUCCAUUCCAUAUGAAAUGUUUAAUUGUGCAUGGUACACAGAAUGCAUGGUAUCUAGAUGAUUUCAGUGUAAUGUAAAUUUUUUGGUUAAUUUGAAAUUUGCUAUUUUCAGUUCUAAAUUACACACCAUGCAUAUAACAGCAAA